Emys orbicularis (European pond turtle) is the source of this 981-nucleotide messenger RNA. Its product is annotated as olfactory receptor 4M1-like. Gene Ontology annotation, molecular function: G protein-coupled receptor activity; olfactory receptor activity. The transcript has 2 exons. Gene Ontology annotation, biological process: G protein-coupled receptor signaling pathway. The record is from RefSeq and is a predicted model, not a curated record. NCBI's taxonomy places the organism in Eukaryota, Metazoa, Chordata, Testudines, Emydidae. Bases 1 to 981 code for a protein of 326 amino acids. Gene Ontology annotation, cellular component: plasma membrane.
AUGGAGCAGGGGAACUGCACGGGGGCGACAGAGUUCAUACUGAUGGGACUAUCCCAGACGCAGGAGGUCCAGCUUCUCCUCUUUUUCUUCUUCCUGCUCUUCUACAUCAUCAUCCUCCCAGGGAAUUUCCUCAUUAUCUUCACCAUCCAGAGUGACCCCUGCCUGAGCUCCCCCAUGUAUUUUUUCCUGGCUAAUCUGGCCUUCCUGGACAUCUGCUACUGCUCCGUCACCCCUCCGAAGAUGGUGGCUGACUUCUUCUCCCUCUGCAAGACCAUCUCCUAUGGGGGCUGCAUGGCCCAGCUUUUCUUCCUCCACUUCCUGGGGGGCGCCGAGGCCUUCCUGCUCAUGGCCAUGGCCUAUGACCGCUACGUGGCCAUCUGUAAACCUCUGCACUAUGCCACGCUCGUGAACAGAGAGAUCUGCUGCACCCUGGUGGGGGCAGCGUGGGCAGGGGGCUUCGUUCAUGGCAUCAUCCUCUUUGGUCUGUCCAUCCAGCUGCCCUUCUGUGGCCCCAACAUCCUGGACAACUUCUUCUGUGACGUCCAUCAGCUGGUGAAGCUGGCCUGCGCUGACACCUACGCGGUGGAGAUGAUCAUGUUCCUCAACAAUGGUGUGGUCAUCAUGAUGUGCUUCAUCCUCCUCAUCAUAUCCUAUGCUGCCCUGCUGCUCCGGCUGCGGACUCACUCCCCCAGGUGGGAGAGCAAAGUGGCCUCCACCUGUGUAUCACACAUCAUCGUGGUCUUCGUGAUGUGCGGCCCGGCCAUCUACAUCUAUGCCCUGCCCUUCCGGGCUGCCCCCCUGGAGAAGGUGGUGGCUGUGUUCCACACUGUGGUCUUCCCCCUCACCAACCCCAUGAUCUACACCCUGAGGAACAAGGAGAUCAAAAGCUCCAUGAGGAAGUUAAUCAACAGGCGCUUAACGUUUCAGUCCUGGGCAGUGCAACUAUUGAAAAAAAAUCUAACAAUGUCCGGUUUUGCAUGA